Monoraphidium neglectum is the source of this 885-nucleotide messenger RNA. RefSeq lists its product as hypothetical. NCBI's taxonomy places the organism in Eukaryota, Viridiplantae, Chlorophyta, Chlorophyceae, Sphaeropleales, Selenastraceae. The record is from RefSeq and is a predicted model, not a curated record. The coding region runs from base 1 to 885 and encodes 294 amino acids. The transcript has 8 exons.
AUGGCGGACGAGCGCCGCGAGCUGCUGCAGGAGAUCAGGCGCGAGAUCGCCUCGCCGGCGCCCCUGGACCGCGCGCCCUCGCCCGCCGCCUCGACCGCCUACAGCGGCUACAGCGGCAGCCCCUCCUACUCGACCGCCUUUGGGGGCUACGGCAGCCCCAGCAUGGUGGCGGGGCCCCCGCCGCCGCUCUCCGCCGUCACGCGCGCCAGCAUCUGGGACCCGGCGGGCGGCGCGCUCGGCGGCGCGGGCGAAUCGCUGGCCGCCCCGUGCCGCAGCAGCGUGUUUGCUGGGGAGGCAACGGUUGGCAGGUUGAGCUUCGUGCCGCCGCUGCCGGGUCAUGGGCCGGCAUACAGCAGCGUUGGGGUUCUGUCGGCGACGGCGCCCGUGAGGGCCAGCUCCAUGUAUCACGCGUCCCUUCCCAUGCCCCCGGCACCCACCAACUCGCUGGUGCGCGCGGCGUCGGCGUCCGCGGCGCAGCCGGAGCUGGGCGCAGCCAAGUUCGUGCCCCAGCCCCUGGACCCGGGGGCUUUCAGGUGGACGAGCAAGUACCUGCAGGGCAACGACCGCAUGCGCGACGUCGUGACGACCCUGCUGGAGCUGGCCUUCAUGCCGCCCCACCGCGCCCUGCACACGGGCAAGGUUUCGAUUACUAUUGCCAGCGAGUGCACCCACGACCGCAUGAUGGCGCUGCUGGGCAGCACCAUGAGCGAGGGCAGCAGCUUGAGGGACAAGCUGCAGGUGAUCAGUGUCAAGGGCUCCAGCGGCUGGGCCUUUGAGAUGGCGCUGCGGCCCGGCAGCGAGCUGGCGCUGUUUGAAAAGUACUCUGUGGCGGAGUAUGUCCAGGACAAUUGGUUUGUGCUGGCCGCUAUUCUCAAGGACGAGUGA